GGGAGCUCUUGGGGGUUGGCUAUUCAACCUUUUUUGGAACUAUGCAUUUCAUAUCUAUUUUCUUUAUAAACCUACAACUUUCUGGGGAGGUUUCACUUUCCAUUCUAUAACCGAACCCUAGAAAUCCUGCUUAAAAAGUCCUUGGGAAAUCAGGGCUGUUGGUCCAGGCUAGGUCUUCAACAAAGUGUCCCUUUUUCUAGCGAUAUUUCUUUGUUUUUUUGGGAUCGGGCUUUAAUCAUGAAUGAAUCGAUGUCCGCUGGUGCUCGUGUGGGAGAAGAGGACGUGGAGUACGAGAGUGAUCCGGAGGAGGCGAAGCUGUCGCUGAAGAUGCGAAGGAGAGAGGCCAGCGAUGAUGAAGAGGAGAGCUGUGAAGAAAGCGAGAAACAGAUUCCUCCGCGGAGGAUUGAUUCCGACGGGGAGUCUGACAGACAAGGCGGUUUUGCUGACUUUGAAGAAGAAGAGGAAGAUGGAGAAGAAGGUGAGGAUGGGUUGGAGUACUUUGAAGAGUACGGGGUGGAGUAUGUGGAGGAGGGAAAAGAGUACGUGGAUGGAGGUUUGCCAGCAAGUGUAGAAGUUGAUGAUGAGGCUCAGACAGAGCCUGUGGUAGCACUGGGUGGCCCUGAAGUGAUCGGGGAAGGACUGGCUGUAGAGGCUAUACAUAAGGGAUUGGAUGGUGAGGAUGGUGGUCACCUGCAGGCAAAAUUGGUGGAGAAGAAGGAGCAUGAACCAUAUGCUGUGCCAACUGCUGGAGCAUUUUAUAUGCACGAUGAUAGGUUUGGGGACAAUGCACGUGGGAGGCAAAGGUGGGCGUUUGGUGUAAGAAAGUUAUGGGAGUGUAAAGAUGAUUUAAAAUGGGGGCAUGACAAGUUCGAGGAGCUGACCAUGGAGGAUAGACGUCAUGAUGGGGGAAGGAGGAAUUCCAGAGGUCAUUACAGAGGUCGUGGUAAACAAAGAGGGGCAGAUCCGGCAUAUCCACGUGGAAGGAGGCCUAGAGCAUAUGGUAAUGAAAACAAUUAUAAUAGUGAGAGCAGAGUAUAUGCUAAUAACCAGAAAUUUCAGAAUACUGCACCAAGAGGAAUAAGGGGGCAGUGGCCUAGAAGAUAUCGCCCAACCUUUAAAGCCAACGAAGAUGCACCACCCCAAAGCAAACACCCUGGCAUGUCUGCUGAGACACCUUCUCAGGUCCGCUCCCGGAAUGAACUUUUACUUGAUGCAUCAAAUGUAGAAGUGGUGGAUCCAGAACCAACUUCCAAACAAGGGUUUGUAUCAAGCCUGAGUUAUGCUUCUCCUCCAUUUUAUCCCUCAAAUGCCAAAGAUAUGAACACAACACAUGCAAGAGACUUGCAAUCCGGAUCAAACAGUCGGAAUGAUACUCAAUCUUUUCGUGUGAGAUCUUCUCCAUUUCAAUCUAGCUCAAUAUUGAGAGGGAAGAAUGUGACUGAAGCUAUUGCUGUCAACAAGAUUAGUAUUGAUGGUGCAGUUCCUUUAGUUGCUGGAAAGCCUUCAACAACAAUGCAGUUGGUUGAAUGCUCCUCAUUUCCCAAGUCCAUUCCACCAAGGGUGCAAGGGAGAGCAAUAACUACAUACUCCCUGAUGAAUUUUCAACCAACUGUCCAAAAUAGCCAAGUGGACAGGGGCUCACUUUCAAAUGAUCUCGAAUCUAUGCAGAAAAAGUAUGUUCAUAGCAGGGGACAACCUUUUGUGCAAGCUACAGGGAAGCAAUACAACCAUCAUCAUGGUGCUGGAUCUCAAGCUUCAUCCCCACCUAAAAAUGACCAACCUGUAAACGUUGUCGAAACCACAGAGAUUGAUAUACCUUCAGAUUCCAGCAAGAUAAAUAAUGCUGUAACAAAAGGAAAAGGAAGUAUGAACCCCAGUGGAAAAGGGUCGAUUGUCUAUGCUGGAACUCAGGUUAUGGGUGGACCUGGAAACACUGGAAGCACGCAUGGUGAUCAAAGUUUCUCUGCAACUCCAGCCUUUUUACCUGUCAUGCAAUUAGGUGGACAGCACCCGAGUGGUAUGGGAGUUCCUGCUGUUGGCAUGGCAUUUCCAGGCUAUAUGGCCCAGCCACAACUUGGAUUAGGGAGUUCGGAGAUGACCUGGCUACCUGUUUUAGCUGGUGCAGCUGGAGCAUUAGGGGCUCAAUAUUGCUCCCCUUACAUUGCUGUUGAUGGUGCCUAUCAUGGUCGCCCACCUGGGCAGAUUUCUUCCCUCACUGCUUCUUUAAGCAUGGAGAACAAUAACACCAAAAACACCAAUGAAGGUAUGCCCUCACAAAAGCCUGAAUUAGGAAGUGAUGACAUUGGGCAACGGCAGAAAAAUCCUCGCAGAUAUACAGAGAUGAAAUUUGACCAAUGAAGUAGCUGUGUACGUUGAUUGUUCAGCUUGUCUGAAUAUGCCGGUUUACAUGACAAAAUACCUCAUACUGCUACUCACUUGAAGAGAUUGACUGCAGCUUGAUGGAUGGCAGUUCUCUACUGAAUAUGUUGUACAUAAAUGUACCAUUUUCCCAGGUUUUUUGGCUUGCUAUUCUUUGAAUGAAGCUCUGAGAAUUGUUAUUUCUUUACUUCUCCGAGAAGAUGAUGGUAUGAAGUGGCGAAGAACAAGGUGUACUGUGUUUGCUGAAGUUUCUGAUGUUAAUGCUGAUUUCAUGUUUCUUCUGCUUUUUCCCAGUAUAUGGUUCUGCUCACAAAUUGCGUUGAAAUGGUUCAAGUCAAUGUUUACCUUAUGAGAAUUGCCUUUGUUUUGUACUUGAAGGAAAUAUUUCUUUAGUCUGCUUUGUAAUGUGAUAUUUUGGGCAUAAUAAAAUGACAAUGCUCCUACUAUAUACGUAGUAUAUACUGCUGGUUAAGUACUGUCAUUAGCUGUUUUCAAUAAUAAAAGAGCCAGUUACAGCCCAGUUUGAAUCAUACUUCUAUUGCUAUUUGAAACGUCACAUAUUCGUGACAGUUGUAUUUAGAUGUAGACUCCUGUACCUGUCCGGAAUGCUCAAUUGACCCUUUGAAUUCAAGAAAGCUUCAAUUGAUAAAAACAUUCAAAUUUCAAUA
Cuscuta epithymum is the source of this 3047-nucleotide messenger RNA. NCBI's taxonomy places the organism in Eukaryota, Viridiplantae, Streptophyta, Magnoliopsida, Solanales, Convolvulaceae. The record is from the annotation of a GenBank genome assembly.